This is a messenger RNA of Humulus lupulus (European hop), 618 nucleotides long. Its product is annotated as vegetative cell wall protein gp1-like. Lineage: Eukaryota; Viridiplantae; Streptophyta; Magnoliopsida; Rosales; Cannabaceae. The record is from RefSeq and is a predicted model, not a curated record. The annotation marks the transcript as partial. The transcript is spliced from 2 exons.
CCGCUGCCGCCGCUGCCGCCGCUGCCGCUGUUGCCGCUGCCGCCGCUGCCGCCGCUGCCGCUGUUGCCGCUGCCGCCGCUGCCGCUGCUGCCGCCGCCGCUGCUGCCGCCGCCGCCGCUGCCGCUGCCGCCGCUGCCGCUGCCGCCGCUGCCGCUGCCGCCGCUGCCGCUGCCGCCGCUGCCGCUGCUGCCGCUGCAGCUGCUGCCGCUGCCGCUGCUGCUGCCGCUGCUGCCGCUGCCAAUGCCGCUGCCGCUGCCAAUGCCGCUGCCGUUGCUGCCGCUGCCGCCGCUGCCGCUGCUGCCGCUGCUGCUGCCGCCGCUGCUGCUGCCGCUGCUGCCGCAGCCGCUGCUGCCGCAGCCGCUGCUGCCGCCGCUGCCGCUGCUGCCGCCGCUGCCUCUGCCGCCGCUGCCGCUGCCUCUGCCGCCGCUGCCGCUGCUGAUGCUGCCGCUGCUGCUGCCGCCGAUGCCGCCGCCGCCGCCGCUCAAUCAAAAUGCCAAUUUUGAUUAUCUCCCAGAACAUGUGAAGAAGGCAGAGAUAAACAAAUGCCUUGCUGGACUUGCCGAGGAGAACAACCCCCCCUCUCUUAUAGAAGAGGUUUCCCUUGCUGAUGGUCUUUAA